GCUUAACCAUGAGUACAAUGCCCGCUAUAAUAACAUCUCAUCACUCGGCCACGUACGUACGCGGAAAAAACCGGGGGAGGCCAAGAAAAGGAUGAGAGAGAGGGUGUGUUUGGAUAGGCAGCAGUGAAAAGAGGGCAGCAACAAGCAGCAGAGAAUUGUGAACGUCAACAGGCAACAACAACCGAUCGUAAAACUACCUGCCUGCCUCUCUCUCGCCCUGCAAAACAAAUACAUAAGGAAGUUUGUGUAUGAGAUUUGAGUUCGGGGACUCUGUGUGCAUAACAGCCAUGACUUCUUCCUUGCAUGAUCUUUCUGCUGGUUGUCCAGAUAAUAGUGAAGCUGAUGAGCAGCAAAAUGAAUCAGAACCCCAGAUUCAGUCUUCAUCUCCUGCAAUGGCACAGGCACACCCGGGCUUCUCAACUCCAAGUGUUCAGUAUGCAACUCCACAGCUUGGAGCAGGACAUGCUAUGGCACCAGCAACUUACCCAUAUCCAGAUCCUUAUUAUAGAAGCAUCUUUGCUCCAUAUGAUCCUCAGCCAUAUCCUCCACAGCCCUAUGGUGCACAACCGAUGGUCCAUCUUCAGUUGAUGGGAAUUCAGCAAGCUGGAGUUCCUUUGCCAUCUGAUGCUGUUGAGGAACCUGUAUUUGUUAAUGCAAAACAGUAUCAUGGUAUCUUGAGACGACGACAAUCUCGUGCAAAAGCUGAAUCAGAAAGCAAAGCAAUCAAGUCUCGGAAGCCAUACUUGCAUGAAUCUCGGCAUCAGCAUGCACUGAGAAGAGCUAGAGGAUGUGGGGGUCGGUUUCUCAAUUCGAAGAAAAAAGAGAAUCAAGAACAUAAUGAAGUGGCUUCAGGUGACAAAUCACAAUCUAAUAUCAAUCUUAAGUCCGAUAAAAAUGAUAUUGUUUCCUCAAUUGACUAGUAGGGAUACACAGGAAGUGAUGGUGGUGCACACAAUUAGCUCAGAAAACAGUUAUUCAUAGAUGGGGGUUCAGGAAACCCAUAGCCCUAGAGUCCCAGUAUUGCUUCAUCGUGGCUCUGCACCUACAAGUCAUUAGUAUGUAUAGCCUUUUCCAGUAGUUGGUUUGUAGGAGUCAGCAAAGAUAAGAGGCGUUCAACAUUAUCUUUGCUCCCGUGGAUUUUUUCUAGUUCUUGUACUUAACGAGGAGAUUGAUGGUUAAGUUUGCUGUGAGGGCAUUUCCUUGCUUUUA
This is a messenger RNA of Populus nigra (black poplar), 1209 nucleotides long. RefSeq names its product nuclear transcription factor Y subunit A-7-like. Gene Ontology annotation, cellular component: CCAAT-binding factor complex. The record is from RefSeq and is a predicted model, not a curated record. Bases 249 to 920 code for a protein of 223 amino acids. The transcript is spliced from 7 exons. Gene Ontology annotation, molecular function: RNA polymerase II cis-regulatory region sequence-specific DNA binding; DNA-binding transcription factor activity, RNA polymerase II-specific. Gene Ontology annotation, biological process: regulation of transcription by RNA polymerase II. Lineage: Eukaryota; Viridiplantae; Streptophyta; Magnoliopsida; Malpighiales; Salicaceae.